ACGAUUCUUUGCUACCCCUUUCACAAAUCUGAGAUUAUAGCAUAGAUGGCGCGAAUACCAUACCACCCUCGACAUUUACGAGUCCGAGGGUAUGACUAGCGUUGGGAUUGGGGGGUGGUGAGUGUAACUAGCAACAAAUGGGCGGUCGGGGGCGUGACAACAACCGUGAAAAGAACUUGAGGAUGACAGUUAUGGGUUACAAAGGCAAGGAUUGAAUCAAAUAAAUAAGCGCGCAAGGUUCUCGUCUCGUCAUGUCAGGGGUCGGAUUGGAUCCAGGGGUUGAAUGGGAUUCGAUUGAACGGGUUACAUGGCCUGUGUGUCGGUUUUGGUGUUGGUGUGGGCGGGGGUGGUAACCUUACCACGUCCACAUCCACGUCCACGUCCAUGUCAAGUUUGCAUGUGGCUGCAGGUAAUUCUUCAUUUCAUGCCGUUGUUUCAUUGCCUGUCCUCCUGCCCUUUACAUAAUCACAAUAAAUAAAUGAAGGAAUGAAGCGGCGAAUGGCGAAUCUAUUAGCAUAACAUCGCAUAAGACGUGUCCUGCUCGGGCUCUGGCUGUGGCUCUCAGAGUUUCCAAAUCCGAAUCCGAAUCAGUUGCAGUGGAGUCGCUGAGGCGUGAUGAACGUGUGGAAGGCAAAGGUGCUCACGGAGGUGCCCUUCGGGCAUGUGCUCGUCGUCAGUGGACGCGUCAAGCCACAUCCCAAUAAAAUCUCUCUGGACCUCACGGACAAUGUAAACGCGCAGAACGAGAGCGAGACGGUCUUCCUGAAGAUCGAGGCCAACUUCCGGGAGGGCCAGAUCAUCCGGAGCAUGUUUCAGCCCGGCGAGGGAUGGCAGCAGGAGGAGAUCUCCAAGAACUGGAAAAGCGACGGUCCCAAGAACCCCCUGAUACCCGGCCAGAGUUUCACCUUCCGCGUGGCCGUACUCCAGCGCUGCUUCGAGAUCUACGUGAACGAUCAGCUGUAUGGAUCCUUCGAGUUCGUCAAGUUCCCCAAGCAAAUCAACUAUGUGCGAGCCUAUGGCGACUUCGAGAAGAUCACACAGUUCCACCACCGCAUGCUGUUUCCCCUGGUCUUCCCGCGCACCCUCAUGUGCCCCGACCGCAUCGCCUUCCAGAGCGACGUGCCCCGCCGCUACGAGACGGGCACCGUCGUUGCCAUGGAGUGCAUCGCCAAGGGUCCGCCCACCACGGAAUUCUCCAUCUGUUUCCAAUGCAACGACACCGGACGCACCGUGCUCCGCUUUCAGGUGAACUUUGACAGAACGACCGUCUCCCGGAGCUACCAGCGCGAGGACAACAGCUUUGCCAGCGACGACGAGGAGACCGAGGGCGAGUUUCCAUUUGUGCGGGGCAAGCUCUUCAAGAUCGCCUUUGGGCUCGGGGAUCGCGCAUUCCUGAUCGCCGUCAAUGGACAGUACUUUACGUACUACAACUUCCCGGUGCGCCCCUUCUCGAUAUCCACCCUCAAGUGCUUCACCAAUGACGUGGGCGACUUUGCCGUCAGGAGCCUGGAGUACCACUCCGAUUCCCCGUUACUGGCCCGCGUGGAGAAGCUAUCCAUCAUUUAAUGGAAGGAUCGGUUCGGAUCGGAUCUUUGUUCAAUCGUUGGCUUUGAUAUUCCUGUAGAGCACCAGUUAACCUUCUUCUUGUGAGCAUUCAAAUAAAGCAAAGUCAACAAUC
This is a messenger RNA of Drosophila persimilis, 1678 nucleotides long. RefSeq lists its product as uncharacterized. The transcript is spliced from 3 exons. The record is from RefSeq and is a predicted model, not a curated record. NCBI's taxonomy places the organism in Eukaryota, Metazoa, Arthropoda, Insecta, Diptera, Drosophilidae. Bases 616 to 1566 code for a protein of 316 amino acids. Gene Ontology annotation, molecular function: carbohydrate binding.